Vicia villosa (hairy vetch) is the source of this 834-nucleotide messenger RNA. RefSeq lists its product as uncharacterized. The transcript has 3 exons. NCBI's taxonomy places the organism in Eukaryota, Viridiplantae, Streptophyta, Magnoliopsida, Fabales, Fabaceae. The coding region runs from base 1 to 834 and encodes 277 amino acids. The record is from RefSeq and is a predicted model, not a curated record.
AUGCUUCCUAAAAUCAAAGAGGCUAAUAGUAUUGGCCACUUUAGACCAAUUGUUAUGGAAAAUUUUAAAUACAAGCUCGUUUCAAAAAUCUUAGCUGAUAGGUUAUUUGCCAUUCUUCCCUCUAUUAUAUCGCCUGAGCAAAAAGGUUUCAUUGUUGGCAGGAAUAUUAGAGAUGGUAUAUGUCUUACCUCUAAGGCUAUAAAUCUUCUAGGCAAUAAAAGUUUCAGUGGAAAUGUAGGAUAUUUCAUGUGCUCCAAUGGUGUUAGGCAGGGAGAUCCUCUAUCUCCCCUCCUUUUCUGUCUGGUUGAGGAUGUGUUAAGUAGGGGUAUAACUAAUCUGGAUUAUGCUAAGUUCUCUGGGAAGAUUUGUAACUUAACAAAGUCUAUUAUCUAUGCAAGGGGCAUGUCUUUAGAUAGACAUUGCAGACUGGCAGAUAUAAUUGGCUUUACCAAAGCUUCCCCUCCUUUUAUUUAUCUAGGAGUGCCCAUUUUCAUUGGUAAACCAAAGGCUAAUCAUUUUAAUUUUCUUGCAGAUAACAUCAAGCUUAAAUUGGCUACUUGGAAAGCAAAUUUGUUGUCUAUGGUUGGGAGAGUUAUGUUAGUCAAGACUAUGAUUCAUAGUAUGAUGGUGCACUGCAUCACCAUCUACAACUGGCCUGCAAGUAUCAUCAAAAGCAUUGACAAAUGGAUGAGGAACUUCUUUUGGAGUGGCAACCUGGAAAAGAAGAAGCUAGUUACAGUUGCUUGGAAAAAAUGCUGCUUGAAGAAAACUGGAGAAGGGCUUGGCAUCAUCUCUUUAAAGCAUUACAACUCAGCUACAAACAUCCACUUAUGA